UUUAGUUAUCUGUGAACAACUUGGGUGAGAAGUUGUGAGUACUUUGUAGCGUGUUGCGAGCACGUGCAAAAGGCAAAUAUAAGAAAUAAUAACUGAAUAAUGUUUAACACCUUAUAAAAAAUGCUUUAUCAGCUAUUUUUUGCAUAUAAUUUUUGAAAAUGUGGACAGUUUAAUUGAAUCAACACAGAUGUCUGUAUCAGUUUUAUGAUAUCGGCGGUCCAGUGAGGAAUGGAAAUGUCGCACCACGGAGGGGCGGAGGCCGAGAGCCUGUUGCGGGCUGAUAGGAGCACAAUCAUGCCGCAAAACAAACGUUGGGACGCCAACGAGGGCGAAAAGGCGCCCUUCCUACGCAAUGAGCCGGUUAAGCUGACACCGGCGUGGGAGGGCUCCAACCUGCCCAAUGACACGCUUAAUUUGAAAGGUAUUGCAAUGGACCUAGUGCCGCCGAAAGACAAAUGGAACCUAAUAUAUUUCACACUCAUGCUCCACGGUCUGGGCACGCUGACCGCAUGGAACAUGUUCAUCACGGCGAAGGACUAUUUCGUCGAAUACAAGCUCGCGAAUGCGCCGGGAUACGCGACCGAUUUCAUGACGUACGUCGGGUGGGCGGCCCAAGUGCCCAAUCUGCUGUUCAGCUGGUUCAACAUCUUCGUGCAGACCGGCGGUAACCUAACGACUCGGAUCGUGUGGUCACUAUGCAUAGAGGUGUUGAUAUUCGUGGUGACCGUUAUACUCGCGAUGCUGGAUAGCUCUGAAUGGCCGGACGUGUUCUUCUGGCUGACAAUGGUGUCGGUGUUCUUUUUAAAUGGUUUCAACGCAGUGUUUCAAAACUCAGUAUUUGGUGUGGCCGCUCGUUUGCCCCCACAGUAUACGGGAGCAGUAGUCCUAGGAUCCAAUAUUUGUGGAACCCUAAUAGUGUUCCUAAACUGGGGUUCCGAUGCGUUCACAAAGAGUGCCCGCACCUCCGCGAUAUACUACUUCAUUUGUGGCAUGUUUGUGCUACUCAUAUGUUUUGAUACUUACUUCGCCUUGCCGUUAAACAGAUUCUACCGGUACCACGAAACAUUGCAAGAGAGAACACUACGUGUGAACCCAACGUUGGCGUCGACAAACCAAAAUGCCAGUCCGGUGAAAAACAAGAUCCCAUAUGGGAUUAUAUUUAGACAAGCGUUCAUACAAUUGUAUAACAUAUUUAUUGUGUUCUUCGUGACACUUGCUAUCUUCCCAGCUGUGCAUUCUGACAUUAAACCAAUAACAGCAGGUUUCCUUGGCAAUAAUUUUGUUCGACUGACAUGUUUCUUGACAUUCAACUUUAUGGCAAUGAUUGGCAACAUCACGGCGAGUCUUUAUCAAUUCCCGGGUCCUCGCUGGUUAUCAUUGUUCACAACACUACGAAUAUUAUUCAUACCGUUGUUCCUGUUAUGUAAUUACCAUCCCAUGGGCCGAACAAGGACACUGCCAGUGGUGGUUAAUAAUGAUUGGGUGUAUUGGUUGAUGGCUGUGCUUCUGGGAUGGAGUUCGGGUCAUGGUAGCUCUCUGGGCAUGAUGUAUGUUAGUGGCACGGUUGCGCCAGAACACGCGCCAACAGCGGGCAUGUUGGGCGGCGCUGUGUUGGUUACGGGCAUCGUUGCCGGCAUCACCUUCUCGCGUUUCUGCCCUGCUAUAGUAUCCUUAGCUACUUGGACGAACAUGUAGCGCCUACUCACAUACCUUCGAACAUUCUGGAAUGUUCUUAUACGCAACUGAUAUGUGAAGUGAAAUGUAACAGUGAUAAUGAAGUGACAGUGAUAAAUAACCGUGAAAUAACAAUGUGGAGUAGCAGUGAUAAUUGAUGCUAUGAAGAGGUAUGUGAAAGUAGUGUGUUGUGUAGAAAGAAAUAGCUGUUAUUGUUGAUUGAUACAGGUUAUAAUAGUUUAUUGUGUAAAACGAUGACGGUAAAAAAUUAAUAAUGUUUGUUGCUGUGUUUGCAAAUCCCAUUUUUAUAUUCUCUUUGAGAUUGAGUUAUAACCUGUUAAAAAAAAGAUGAUAUUGCGUAUUUUCUCGCAAAUAAGAAUGAAAGUAGUUCACAGGUUUUGCGAGCAGAGCGAUGAAGACAUGUUAAAAAUGAAGAUUUUUUAAUAUGACAUAGUAAUAUACUAGUUAGUGUGUUCAUAAUUAAUCGGAUUGUUUAAAUUGAUAAUGUGUUGAUUAUAAUUUAAAUCAACUAUGAUAUAACCCAUGUUAUUUAGACUAAUAAUGAAAUUAGAUUUUAUAUAAUAUAUAAUAUAAUUGACAUAAGGUAAUGCCUUUGAAUAAGAAUAAUAACAUUACGUUUUGUUUACGAGGCUAUAUAAUAUUGGAGGUAUUGAUUAUAAUUUUGCAUAUCAGUUUUUAUGUUAAAAGUUGUUACAUUUUAUUGAAAGAGUAUUAUAUAGUAGCUAGUACAGACUGUUGUAGUAUUUGGCUGACUAUGAGCUAUGGAAUGAAAGAAUGUUAUAAAAAUUUAUAAAAAAAAAAUCAGUUAUUGCCAGCACAUAUUGAAUAAGUUUUGGUUUUAUUGCAAUAUGAACCAGGAACAUUUUUACAGGAAAAUCAUUAUCAUACUUUGGUUUUGACCUGCUACCCUAUAGUGUUAAGGUUAAUAAUGUUAUGUUAUUUGAACCCAAAGUAAUAAACUAUAAAUAUAGUUACGCAAUAAGCAAUAGAUACAUUAUGGAAUUGAUUUGAUUUUUGUACAAAGGAAAGCCUUUAUUGAGUACAAAUAUUUUAUAAUUGUGUGAUCUAAAAAGUAUUUGUUUGUUUUAUCAAGUAUCUCUAUUUGUGUUUGUUUUUUAAAAAUCAUGUAUUUACUCAAUGUAGGAACUUUAUAGUAACUAAUAUAUUUUCUUGUAAUAAUUGAAAUCCUUAAAAGUUGUAUCUCCACUUCUUUUUACAACAGUUUUACAGUUGUAGUGUUUAUUCUUCAAUAACUAUUUUGAUAUGUUACCAGUUCUAAAAACCUCACAUGAUUUGUAGAUAAAUGAUUUUUCACUUUCAAACAAUUUAAUAAUAGCAUUUAUGUUAUCAUUUUCAUAAGUGGUGCUAAUUUUUUGACUGGAAUUGCAAAAAAUACUUUAAAAUAUCAUGUAGACAAGCACAAAAUUAAUUUUAACAAAUGUAUGGGUAAGCUAGAAUUGUUAUUAAUUUAUGUACUAAAAAACCUAACCCAAUUUUAUUUUUGACUGACUGAUACUAAUGUGUACAAAUUAUGUAACUAGGUACUGUAGAUGUAUUGGUUUAUUCAAAUUAAAAACUGUUUAAAUAAUACCCA
Molecule: messenger RNA, 3289 nt
Organism: Zerene cesonia (dogface butterfly)
Lineage: Eukaryota; Metazoa; Arthropoda; Insecta; Lepidoptera; Pieridae
Gene: Ent2
Product: equilibrative nucleoside transporter 1
Exons: 10
Coding region: 229-1695 (488 amino acids)
Biological process (GO): nucleoside transmembrane transport
Cellular component (GO): plasma membrane
Molecular function (GO): nucleoside transmembrane transporter activity
Source: RefSeq, a predicted model, not a curated record